AUGCGAAGUGAUUCUCCUCUGUCGAGCGUCAACGUCGUGCUCGUUAUGGCCUUUGGAAGUCUGGUGUUUGUCCUGCUGUUUAUCUUUGUGAAAAGACAAAUUAUGCGACUAGCCAUGAAGUCUCGACGGGGACCCCACGUUCCCAUCGGUCACAAUGCGCCGAAGGAGCUUAGGCAAGAAAUCGAAGCCAAAUUGUGCCAAGUCCAGAAAAUCCACUUUGAGCCUCGUCUGCUGUCUCCAGAGGAUGAGCGCCUCAAGUCUGGUGGCUGUGAGUACCAGUACAGGAUGAGGGCACUGGAUGCCAUCCGAGAUACAGAUUUCCCUUUCUGCAACCUGGGUGGAUCGUCCAGCGCCGUGACAGGGAAACGAUUCCGAACUUGGCUCCUACAGCUCAAAAAUUCCCACUGCUUCUUCAGAGACGGCCAGAAAGGUCUAAUUGACACAGUGCUGGACGGCUAUAACAAAGCACGCCACGGAGCUGAGACUUUUGGUGAAGCAGAACUUUGUAAAUACCAGGAGGCUCUAACUGAACUGGCUUCUAUCAUCAAGAGCCAGAGCAGAAGCGGUAGUAAUAACAGUACAGGCAGCCAACGCCACCAAACCGCCGCUAAAGACUUGACUGCCACCGCCGAGCCCGUUAGCUCCUCCUCGCCGUCGUCCCGGGCCCACCUCGCAUUGGCGGCGCAGCAGCGCAUCAAGCGUACCAGGAAUCUGCUGGAGCUCAAGAACUUUAAGGACAAGUACAACACACUAGACAGCACUUUGUGA
Molecule: messenger RNA, 768 nt
Organism: Nerophis lumbriciformis (worm pipefish)
Lineage: Eukaryota; Metazoa; Chordata; Actinopteri; Syngnathiformes; Syngnathidae
Source: RefSeq, a predicted model, not a curated record